This is a messenger RNA of Pseudovirgaria hyperparasitica, 689 nucleotides long. RefSeq lists its product as uncharacterized. The record is from RefSeq and is a predicted model, not a curated record. The transcript has a single exon. NCBI's taxonomy places the organism in Eukaryota, Fungi, Ascomycota, Dothideomycetes, Acrospermales, Acrospermaceae. The coding region runs from base 95 to 547 and encodes 150 amino acids.
GGUCGCAAGCGCAAGAGUGUUCGUUGAUAUCGAGACAAUAUAUAAUAUCUGCAUCACAUUCCAUUACCAUAACUGUUCGCCUAAACGAUUAAUAAUGUCGUUGCCACAUAUUUUACAAUGUUUUGCCCCGGAAUGUGGAACGUGUCAGCGUAGUGAUGGAUACCUGCUGUGGUGCUCCUCCUUGUACCAUCGAGUGGGUUUCCGUGCGUGGUUUAGCCAAGAGAUCUACUCGGACGUAGUUUUCCACUUGAAAAAUGAUGCUACUACUACAUACCCAAGUCUUUUUCACACCCUCAUCGUCACACAGGAAUUCAAACUGCCAAGGAAAGGGCAAAAUAGCCUGUUUUUCAACAUGAGCAAUAGAGGAAGGGCAGUCAGGGCCAAGACCAGCAUAGCUGAGGUAUUCACAGGGAUACAAACGUGGCAAAUAUCUCUGCUGCGGGAAUGCCUACAUUGCAAGGGGUUCACCGGACCAGAUCCAGUGGCACUUGCAAAAGCGUGCCCAACACCAACAGUACUCAUCAACGCAGCAAACACAUCAACCUAGUACAUGCAUUCCACGCUCAUGGUUUGCCACAGCACUAGGCAUCAAUGCUUUGACGGAAGAAGCGCCAUCCGCGUUAGUCCCUGGUUCCAGAACCAGGAGGAUGCUCAGAAGCAGUCAGCAGCAGUCAGCAGUACCAAGCCUC